AUGACUUUAAAGCGUAUCCAAGAAAUUGUUUCAUCUCAGUCAGAGCCGAAUCGUUCAUCUCAGAGCGAUGAGAUCCAUCUGUAUCUUCACGAAAGAAAAUUUGAUUCUGCUUUGAAGAUCUACCUUAGCUUGAAAGAUCCUCAGAUUUUUGCUGUAAUUGACAAGUAUCUGCUUUUUGAACAGCUUGCUUAUUUGACAAAACUUCUGAACAAAAAUGAGGGAGCUGAGUAUGCUGAUCAAGCUGUUCGUCUCUAUGCUGAUCAU
Messenger RNA from Strongylus vulgaris, 264 nucleotides. The record is from the annotation of a GenBank genome assembly. NCBI's taxonomy places the organism in Eukaryota, Metazoa, Nematoda, Chromadorea, Rhabditida, Strongylidae.